This is a messenger RNA of Acanthosepion pharaonis, 5160 nucleotides long. The record is from the annotation of a GenBank genome assembly. Lineage: Eukaryota; Metazoa; Mollusca; Cephalopoda; Sepiida; Sepiidae.
AUGCUUCUUUUUCUUUUUUCUUCUUCUCUGCUUACAUGCUUCUUUUUCUUUUUUCUUCUUCUUCUGCUUACGCUUCUUUUUUUUUUUUUUUCUUCUUCUCUGCUUACAUGCUUCUUUUUCUUUUUUCUUCUUCUCUGCUUACAUGCUUCUUUUUCUUUUUUCUUCUUCUCUGCUUACAUGCUUCUUUUUCUUUUUUCUUCUUCUCUGCUUACAUGCUUCUUUUUCUUUUUUCUUCUUCUCUGCUUACAUGCUUCUUUUUCUUUUUUCUUCUUCUUCUUUGCUUACAUGCUUCUUUUUCUUUUUUCUUCUUCUCUGCUUACAUGCUUCUUUUUCUUUUUUCUUCUUCUCUGCUUACAUGCUUCUUUUUCUUUUUCUUCUUUCUCUUACAUGCUUCUUUUCUUUUUUCUUCUUCUCUCUUACAUGCUUCUUUUUUUUUUUUCUUCUUCUUUCUGCUUUACAUGCUUCUUUUUUUUUUUCUUCUUCUUCUGCUUACAUGCUUCUUUUUUUUUUUCUUCUUCUUUUCUUUCUUCUUCUUUUUUUUUUUUUUUUCUUCUUCUUGCUUUCAUGCUUCUUUUUCUUUUUUCUUCUUCUUCUUUGCUUACAUGCUUCUUUUUCUUUUUUCUUCUUCUUCUUUAUCUUCUUUUCUUUUCUUUUUCUUUUUGCUUCUUUUCUUUUUCUUCUUCUUACAUGCUUCUUUUUCUUUUUUCUUCUUCUUCUUCUUUUUCUUUUUUCUUCUUCUUCUUCUUUCUUUUUUUUUUCUUCUUCUUCUUUUCUUCCAAUCUUUUCUUUUUCUUUUUUUUUCUUCUUCUCUGCUUACAUUCUUUUUUUUUUCUUUUCUUCUUCUCUCUUCUUUUCUUUUUUCUUCUUCUUCUUCUUUUUCAUGCUUCUUUUUUUUUCUUCUUCUUCUUUGCUUUCAUGCUUCUUUUCUUUUCUUCUUUCUACAUGCUUCUUUUUCUUUUUCUUCUUCUUUUUACAUGCUUCUUUUCUUUUUUCUUCUUCUCUGCUUACAUGCUUCUUUUCUUUUUCUUCUUCUUCUGCUUUUUCUUCUUUUUCUUUUUUCAAUUCUUAGCUUCUUUUCUUUUUCUUCUUCUCUGCUUUCAUUUUUCUUUUUUUUUUUUUUCUUCUUCUUUGCUUACAGAAGUUUUUCUUUUUUCUUCUUCUUCUUUGCUUCUUUUUCUUUUUUUUCUUAUUACAUGCUUCUUUUCUUUUUUUUCUUCUUCUGCUUUUUUCUUCUUCUUUUUCUUUUCUUUUUUUUUUUUCUUUUCUUACAUGCUUUUUUCUUCUUCUUUUUGCUUCUUUUCUUUUUCUUCUUCUUACAUGCUUCUUUGCUUUUUCUUCAUGCUUCUUUUUUUUCUUUUCUUCUUCUUCUUUUGCUUACUUCUUUCUUCUUCUUUAGAUGCUUUUUUUUUCUUUUCUUGCUUUCUUUCUUCUUUUUGCUUCUUUUUCUUACAUGCUUCUUUUUCUUUUUCUUCUUUUCUCUACUUCUUUUUCUUUUCUUUUUUCUUUCUUCUUUUUCUUUUUGCUUUUACAUGCUUUUUUUCUUUUUCUUCUUUCUUUCUUCUUCUUUUUACUUUUUUCUUCUUCUUUUUGCUUUUUUCUUUUCUUCUUUCUUUCUUACAUUCUUUUUUUUCUUCUUCUUUUUCUUACAUGCUUCUUUUCUUUUUUCUUCUCUUUUUCUUCUUCUUCUUACAUUUUUUUUUUUCUUCUUUUUCAUGCUUCUUUUCUUCUUUUCUUUUUGCUUCUUUUUUUUUUGCUUCUUUUCUUUUUUCUUCUUUCUUACAUGCUUUUUUGUUUUUUUCUUUUUUCUUCUUCUUUGCUUACAUGCUUUUUUUUUUCUUCUUUUUCUUCUUCUUUUUUUUUUUUCUUCUUCUCUUUUGUUUUUCUUUUUCUUCUUCUUUGCUUACAUGCUUUUUUUGUUUUUCUUCUUCUUUUUACAUCUUCUUUUCUUUCUUCUUCUUCUUUUUACCUUUUCUUCUUCUUUUCAUUCUUCUUCUUUGUUUUCAUGCUUCUUUUUUUUUCUUUGCUCUUCUUCUUUUUUUUCUUCUUUUCUUCUUCUUUUCUUCUUCAUUGCUUUUUUGUUUUUUUUUUUUCUUCUUCUUCUGCUUCUUUUCUUUUUCUUCUUCUUUUUUCUUUUCUUUUUCUUCUUCUUUUUUUUCUUCUUCUUUUGCUUACAUGCUUCUUUUCUUUUUUUUCUUCUCUUGCUUUUUUUCUUUUCUUUUUCUUCUUCUUUUUACAUGCUUCUUUUUCUUUUUCUUCUUCUUUCUUUUCUUCUUUUUCUUUUUCAUCUUUUUGUUUUUCUUUUUUUUCUUCUUCUUUGCUUACAUGCUUCUUUUUUUUUUUUUUUUCUUCUUUUUCUUCUUCUUUUUUUCUUUUUUUUCUUCUCUUUUUGUUUUUUUUUUUCUUUUUUUUCUUCUUUUUUUUCUUCUCUGCUUCUUGCUUUUUCUUUUUUCUUCUUCUUCUUUUGCUUUUUUCUUUUUCUUUUUUUCUUUCUUCUUUUCUUUUUUUUUUCUUUUUUCUUUUUCUUUUUCUUUUUCUUUUCUUCUUCUCAUGCUUUUUUUCUUUUUUUUUUUCUUUUUCUUCUUCUUUGCUUACAUGCUUUUUUGUUUUUUUUUCUUCUUCUUCUUUCUUACAUGCUUCUUUUGUUUUUCUUUUUUUCUUCUUCUUUUUCAUGCUUCUUUUGUUUUUCUUUUUCUUCUUCUUUGCUUACAUGCUUUUUGUUUUUCCUUUUUCUUUUUUUCUUACAUGCAUGCUUUUUUUUUUUUUUUCUUCUUCUUGCUUUUCUUUUCUUUUUCUUGUUUUUCUUUUUGCUUCUUCUUUUUCUUUUCUUCUUCUUCUUGCUUUUUUUUUGUUUUUCAUGCUUCUUUUCUUUUUCUUCUUCUUGCUUACAUGCUUCUUUUCUUUUCUUCUUUUUUCUUCUUCUUUUGCUUACAUGCUUUUUUCUUUUUUUUCUUCUUCUUUCAUGCUUCUUUUCUUUUUGCUUUUUGUUUUGCUUUUUCUUUUUUUUUUCUUCUCUUUUUUUUCUUCUUUUUCUUUUUCUUCUUCUCUGCUUACAUGCUUCUUUUUCUUUUUUCUUCUUCUUCUUUGCUUACAUGCUUCUUUUUCUUUUUUCUUCUUCUCUGCUUACAUGCUUCUUUUUUUUUUUUUCUUCUUUUUUUUUCUUUUCUUGCUUCUUUUCUUUUUCUUCUUCUUUGCUUUUCUUCUUUUCUUUUUCUUUGCUUACAUGCUUCUUUGCUUUUUUCUUUUUCUUCUUCUCUUUUUCUUCUUUCUUUUGCUUCUUUUUUUUUUUCUUUUUUUUUCUUCUUCUUUGCUUUUUUCUUCUUCUUCUUUUACCUGCUUCUUUUUUUUCUUUUCUUCUCUUUUUUCUUCUUUUUUUGCUUUUUUUCUUUUUCUUCUUCUUUGCUUACAUGCUUCUUGUUUUUCUUUUUUUCUUCUUCUUUGCUUACAUGCUUCUUUUCUUUUUGUUUUCUUCUUUUUUUCUUUACAUGCUUUUUUCUUUCUUCUUUUUCCUUUUUCUUUUCUUCUUCUUUGCUUACAUGCUUUUUUUUUUUUUUUCUUCUUCUUUGCUUACAUGCUUCUUUUCUUUUUCUUCUUUUUUCUUCUUCUUUUUCUUUUUUCUUCUUUCUCUUACAUGCUUUUUUUCUUUUUUUCUUCUCUUUUUCUUCUUUUUUUUUCUUCUUCUCUGCUUACAUGCUUCUUUUCUUUUUCUUCUUCUUUUCUUUUUUCUUUUUCUUUUUUCUUCUUCUUCUUACAUGCUUCUUUUUCUUUUUCUUUUUUUCCUUUUUCUUCUUCUUUUCUUACAUUUUUUUUUUUUCCUUUUUUCUUCUUUUCUUUCAUGCUUCUUUUUCUUUUUUCUUCUUCUCUGCUUACAUGCUUCUUUUUCUUUUUUCUUCUUCUUCUUUGCUUACAUGCUUCUUUUUUUUUUCUUUUUUUCUUCUUUUCUUCUUCUUCCUUUUGCUUCUUCUCUUUUUUUUUUUCUUCUCUUGCUUUUCCUUUUCUUCUUCUUUCUCUUACAUGCUUCUUUUCCUUUUCUUCUUCUCUGCUUACAUGCUUCUUUUUCUUUUUCUUCUUCUCUUAUGCUUCUGCUUCUUUUUUUUUUCUUCUUCUUCUUUUUUUCUUUUUUCUUCUUUCUUCUUGCUUCUUCUUUUUUCCUUUUCUUCUUCUUUUCUUUCAUUUCUUCUUCUUUUACAUGCUUCUUUUUUUUUCUUCUUCUCCUUACAUGCUUCUUUUUUUUUCUUCUUCUUCUUCUUUUCUUCUUUUCUUUUUUUCUUCUUCUCUGCUUACAUGCUUCUUUUUUCUUUUUUCUUUUCUUCAUACUUCUUUUUUUUUCUUUUCUUUUUCUUCUUCUUCUUACAUGCUUCUUUUUUUCCUUUUUUCUUUUUCUUUUUCUUUUUCUUUUCUUUUCUUUUUUUUCUUUUCUCUUACAUGCUUCUUUUUCUUUUUUUUCUUCUUCUUUUCUUCUUUUCUUUUUCUUUUUCUUCUUUUUCUUUUUUCUUUUUUUUCUUCUUCUCUCUUACAUGCUUUUUUUUCUUUUCUUGUUUUUCUUCUUUUCUUUUUUCUUCUUCUUACAUGCUUCUUUUCUUUUUUUCUUCUUCUUUUUCUUUUUCUUUUUUCUUCUUCUUUGCUUACAUUCUUCUUUUCUUUUUUCUUCUUCUCUUUACUUUUACUUCUUUCUUUUUCUUCUUCUUUUUCUUCUUUUUUUUCUUCUUCUUUGCUUACAUGCUUCUUUUUCUUUUUUCUUUUUGCUUAUGCUUCUUUUUUUUUUUCUUCUUUCUUUUUUUUUUCUUCUUGUUUUUUCUUUUUCUUCUUCUUCUUCUUUUUUUCUUUUCUUUUUCUUCUUUCUUUGCUUUCAUUUUCUUUUUCUUCUUCUUUUCCUUUUCUUCUUUUUUCUUCUUCUUCUUCUUACAUUCUUUUUUGUUUUUUUUUUUUCUUCUUUGCUUACAUGCUUCUUUUCUUUUUCUUCUUCUUUGCUUACAUGCUUUUUUUUUUUUUUUUUCUUCUUCUUCUUUUCUUUUUUCUUUUUUCUUUUUCUUCUUUUUUCUUUUUUUUUUUCUUCUUCUUCUCCUUUUCUUUUUCUUCUUUUUUCUUUUUUUUCUUCUUCUCUCUUUUCUUCUUUUCUUUUUUUCAUCUUCUUCUUUUUCUCUUUUUCUUUUUUCUUCUUAA